AUGGGACGACUUUCAAGGGCCUUCUCCAGGGUCAAGGAGACCGACAAGGAGAAAGAAGCAAACGUAACCACCACUGUCGACUCUGUCGAAAAGAGUCCAUCGCCGCCCCCUCCGGCUUAUGAGGACGCUGGACGUCAACAACACAAUGUUCAGCUCUUUACACCAUCUGCCAGCAGCUUGCCGCAACUUGAUCCAGACUUGCCUAGUCCCGAGGAUUGUGUGGCACAUCUCAAGCUUCUGGAGUGCUUCUACCGCCUGAAGCAAAAGAUUGCAAGUACUGAAGGUCUCUUUGGCAUAUCUUGUGAUGUUGUCGGGGACUUCGACCAGAGCACACCACAGAAGGACACUCAGAAGGAGCCAAAGAAUGAGACGUUGACUCUUCUUGCGGAGAAGAGAUGGCAAGUCUACGUCUCUCGGGCAGUCGAGCGCUUCGCAAGGUGGAGGUAUAGCCUGGAGCCCAACCCUAAUUACUACACACUGAACCAAGCUAUCUCUUCGAAAGGACAGACACUGGCCGACCGUGUGAAUCCCGAAACGGCCAAGCCAUUGCUUUUCGAUGCUGAAAACCUACCACCCAUCGCAUACCUGGAAGAUUGUGCACGCGAGGGCCGUAUGCGUCUGUGGCACACGCCGUUCCCAUUACUGGCAGUGGCCGACCAUUUCGAUGCUUCGGACUAUCACUAUGAAGUGGCAAAGCAAACAAUCGCUAGCUUCAGAGAGCAGACUGGACUUGACUGGGAUAACCUGGAUGGUCCAGGCCACACAAACGUAGAGUGCCACUUCUGCCUUACACAAAAUACUGCACCCUGGACUACCUAUGGAGAGGCGUCUGCAGCGCUCGGAACACGUCCACAAGAGUCGUUGUCGGACAGGGCUGCCGUUCUUGGAAAUGUUCAAGCUCUAUUCAGUACUUGUCAUGGGUUUGCUGACAAGGAAUUCACCUUGACUUGUCAGCAAUGCAACUCCAAAAUCACGCACGACUCUCUCUGCGUAGGAAAGCUGCGCAAGGACUUGAUCAGACUCGUCGAGAAAGACGUCAUUUUACCAGGAGGCAUCUUAGGCAGAGAGGGACUUCCAGGGAGAGUUGGCAAAGUCUCUGAUCCCAACGGCUGGUCGUACUUUGCAUUCCCAAGCAAGCUGAUGAAGAUCGGACGGGCCACACGAAUCCUCGAUCUCGGCGCCUCGGACAUGCAGAUGGCGAGCGUCCGCGAAGUCAUCGAAGACUAUCUCCUCGUCAAAGAACUAGUCAAGCAAGCCAAGCAUCACAAAGCUAGUUCGAAAGUCUUCCCAGAAGAAGGUUUGGCUCUUCGUCGCAUGAUGUCGAGGUAUUGGGAGAACUCUUCCGUGUUUGCAAUCAAUCUUGUCGGUGCAGUGAUACGUCAAGGCGACUUUGUGGAGAAGAUGCACAAUAUUGACUGGCUGCACUCGCCUGCGCUGUCGAACACCAUACCUCGCCUGAUACGCAAGUACUCGCGCUUCAUCGCCAUCAUUUCCCGGUACAGCAUGAUGGCUGUACCGACACUAGACGUAGACCUCGCCUGGCACACGCAUCAGCUCAGCCCCUCCAGAUACCUCCAAUACACCGUUGCGCAAAGCAGAACCUUCAUCGACCACGACGACAAGGUCGUAGAAACAAAACUCACAGACGCCUUUGCCGUUACCAGUAAGAUAUAUCAAAAACUGUAUAACGAGCCCUACUCGGAAUGCACUUGCUGGUACUGCGAAGCGGUGCGCGAAUCGCACACUUCAACCGCAUCACGCAUUUUCCGCAGCAACGUGGCCACCGCAGCAGAGAACUUGCACGCCACCUACGACGACCGUGUCGUAAAACGGCUAGCCGAGCUCGAAAAAGCAUACGACAAGGCCUGUCAGCGAGCCGACAAAAAGGGCAAGCAACGUCCCAAGAGAGACGACUAUUACUACUCCGACGCAUAUGGGUAUCCAGUGUAUAUCCCUGCGUAUGCACCGUACUAUGGCGCCAUGCCGUAUACACCAGUAGUCUACCCGAUCAAUCCUGGAUGUAUGGCGCUGGAAACAGGUGCGGUUGAAACUGUUGUGCCGGCACCUGUGGUGCGGCUGCUGCUGCGGGAUCGUGUGCUGCUUUGA
Messenger RNA from Aureobasidium uvarum, 2106 nucleotides. The record is from the annotation of a GenBank genome assembly. Lineage: Eukaryota; Fungi; Ascomycota; Dothideomycetes; Dothideales; Saccotheciaceae.